CCGUAUAAACGGAAAACGCUUCUUAAAAGUUUCUUUGUUGCCUCGUGCGAUUAAAGCCUUUGAGGAGAUCUGGUCAGGAUGGAGGUUAAUCAUUGCUGUUACAGAAUGUGCAAAAUCAUGUAAACGUGAGACUCAUGUGACGCCUGGUACUGAGCUAGUUACACAUCUCCUUAUCACACUGGGUUUUUGAUGGUCAGACCCCGGGUGAGCGGUGAAUACAGAAAUAUCCGGAGAUACAGACAGAGGAGGUCCCGUGACUAUGGAUGGUCCGGAUAAGUUUCAGUUUGCCAUUGACCGUGGCGGCACCUUCACCGAUGUCUUCGCGCGGUGUCCUGGUGGGAAGGUCCGUGUAAUGAAGUUACUUUCAGAGGACCCAGCAAACUACCAAGAUGCCCCCACUGAGGGCAUCAGACGGAUCUUAGAGGAGGAGACGGCCAUUAAAUUCCCCCGCGACCAACCGCUGGACACGGACCGCAUUGAAUGGAUUCGGAUGGGCACCACGGUGGCCACCAACGCCUUGCUGGAGAGAAAGGGGGAAAGGAUAGCUCUGCUCAUCACACGGGGCUUCCGAGACCUCCUGCAUAUCGGCAACCAGGCGCGGCCCAAAAUCUUUGACCUGGAAAUCCAGAUGCCUGAGGUUUUGUACGAGGAGGUCAUAGAGGUUGAGGAGCGCGUUGUACUGAAACGUGACGGCUGUGGCCUACCCAAGGACCCUUCCAUAAAAACCUUUGUAGGUUCCUCUGGAGAUUCGCUGGAAGUUUGGGAGCCGCUAAAUCUGGAACAUUUGAAACAUGAGUUGCUGGGUGUUCUGUCUCGUGGGAUCCGGAGCCUUGCGGUUGUCCUUAUGCAUUCUUACACGUGGUCAUCACACGAGCGUCAGAUAGGGGAGCUGGCACGCUCCUUGGGGUUUUCCCAUGUAUCCUUGUCUUCGGAGGUGAUGCCAAUGAUUCGCAUGGUGCCCCGAGGCUAUACGGCAUGUGCUGAUGCCUAUCUUACCCCUUGUAUUCAACGGUAUCUAGAUGGGUUCUGCAGUGGCUUUCGUAAUCAGUUGAAGGACUUGCAGGUACUCUUCAUGAGAUCUGACGGAGGCCUGACCCCCAUGCACAGCUUCAGCGGAUCUCGUGCUAUCCUCUCAGGGCCAGCAGGAGGCGUUGUGGGUUACGCCAUCACCACUUAUAAUCAUAAGCAACCGCAGCCUGUCAUUGGCUUUGAUAUGGGAGGAACCUCCACAGAUGUCAGCAGAUAUGCUGGGGAAUACGAACAUGUUUUUGAAGCCACAACAGCUGGAAUCAGCAUCCAAGCCCCACAGCUGGACGUCAACACGGUGGCUGCCGGAGGAGGGUCCAUGCUCUUCUUCAGGUCCGGUCUGUUUGUGGUCGGCCCGGAGUCGGCAGGAGCUCACCCUGGUCCUGCUUGCUACAGAAAAGGGGGACCUCUGACUGUGACAGACGCCAACCUCUGCCUGGGCCGCCUGCUCCCCGAUUACUUCCCUAAAAUUUUCGGCCCCUCGGAAGACCAGCCGCUUGCCCGAGAUGACACCCUGCGCCUGUUUCAAGAGCUUACUGCUGAAAUUAACCGUUUCCAGUCUGGGAGGCCGGGGGUAGGAGCACCACUGAGCGUGGAAGAGGUGGCCAUGGGUUUUAUUAGAGUGGCCAAUGAAGCUAUGUGUCGGCCAAUCAGAUCGCUCACUCAGGCCAAAGGUCACGAUACGUCCCGCCACGUGCUGGCGUGCUUCGGAGGAGCGGGGGGACAACACGCAUGCGCUAUAGCCCGUUCUCUUGGGAUGAAAACGGUGUUUAUCCACAAGUAUGGAGGCGUCUUGUCUGCGUUUGGCAUGGCUCUGGCCAAUGUCGUGCAUGAAGCUCAGGAACCCUGCUCCGUGGCGUACGACGCGGACUCGUUCCCGCUCCUGGAGGAGCGCAUCGCGGCCUUGGAGAGGCAGUGUAUAGAGGCGCUGCAGCGGCAGGGCUUCCACAGGUCUCAGAUCGACACUGAGCCGUUCCUUCAUCUGCGUUACGAGCGAACAGACUGUGCCCUGAUGUGCUCUGCAAAGGGUUACCCGGCCAGCGUGGGCUCCUGCCGCGUGGGUGACUUCCAGGCAGCCUUUAACUCCAGGUAUCUCACAGAGUUUGGCUUCACGAUUCCUUCGAGGGUGAUUGUCGUUGAUGACAUCAGAGUACGCGGGACUGGAAGCACGGGCAUCCGCUGUGAGAGCCGGAUUCAGCCCGGCGGACAGCCUCCCCGGCUCGAGGCGGUCACUAAAUGCUUCUUUGAAGAAGGGUAUAUGGACAGCAAUGUAUAUCUUCUGCAGGACCUCACCUGUGACCACGCCAUCCCUGGCCCGGCUAUUAUUAUCGACAGAAACAGCACCAUCCUGGUGGAGCCCGACUGCAGAGCAUCGGUUACCGAAUACGGAGAUAUUCAGAUCUCGGUGGGCAGCGGGCGUCCGCGAGAAAUCGGGCUGGAGUUGGACACCAUCCAGCUCUCCAUCUUCUCUCAUCGCUUCAUGAGCAUCGCAGAACAAAUGGGUCGUAUCCUUCAGAGAACGGCCAUUUCCACCAAUAUCAAAGAACGUCUGGACUUCUCCUGCGCCCUUUUUGGACCCGACGGUGGCCUGGUCUCUAAUGCCCCUCAUAUACCCGUACAUCUGGGAGCCAUGCAAGAAACCGUCCAGUUCCAGAUCAAAAACCUACAGGAUGACCUGAAAGAAGGCGAUGUGAUACUGAGUAAUCAUCCAUGCGCCGGAGGGAGCCAUCUCCCUGACCUCACCGUGAUCACUCCGGUUUUCCGGCCAGAGGCUCCGCGCCCGGUGUUCUUUGUAGCCUCCCGCGGGCACCAUGCAGAUAUCGGAGGGGUGACCCCUGGCUCUAUGCCCCCCCACUCCAAAUCCCUGCAGGAGGAGGGCGCCGUCUUCACAUCUUUUAAGCUGGUGCAAGGUGGAGAAUUCCAGGAGGAAGCCGUCACCGAAGCUUUGAUGGCUCCAGGACUUAUCCCCGGCAGCAGCGGAACCCGUAAUCUACACGACAACUUAUCCGACCUUCGGGCCCAAGUGGCAGCCAAUCAGAAGGGCAUCCAGCUGGUUAACGAGCUCAUUGAUGCGUACCGGCUGGAGGUUGUGCAGGCGUACAUGGCUCACAUCCAGGCCAACGCAGAGGUGGCGGUGAGGGAGAUGCUGAGAGAGUUUGCCGAGCGCUGGCAGCGUCAGACAGGUGCAUUGGAGGUGGAGUCAGUAGAUCACAUGGACGAUGGGUCACCAAUCAGAUUGAGGGUGCAGAUCAACAAGGAAGAGGGAAGCGCCAUGUUUGAUUUCAGUGGAUCAGGAUACGAGGUCUUCGGGAACUGCAAUGCCCCUCGCGCCAUCACUUUAUCUGCUCUUAUCUACUGCCUUCGGUCCAUGGUGGGCCGGGACAUCCCCCUCAAUCAGGGCUGCCUCGCGCCCAUCAACGUCAUCAUCCCCAAAGGAUCCAUCCUGGAUCCCUCCCCAGACGCGGCCGUGGUCGGCGGCAACGUACUAACGUCGCAGAGGAUCGUAGAUGUCAUCUUCAAGGCUUUUGGCGUCUGUGCAGCAUCACAGGGCUGCAUGAACAACAUUACCUUUGGGAACCAGAAAACUGGUUAUUAUGAAACGGUAGCCGGCGGCGCAGGAGCGGGGCCACGCUGGGAUGGGAGGAGCGGCAUUCAUACCCACAUGACCAACACCCGCAUCACGGACCCAGAGAUACUGGAGAAACGAUACCCCGUGGUUCUGAAGCGUUUUGAGCUGUCCCCCGGUACCGGUGGGGCCGGUCAGUUCUGUGGCGGGGACGGGGUGAUUCGGGAGCUGCUGUUCAGAGAAGAGGUCAUCCUGUCUGUGCUGACGGAACGCAGAGCGUUUAGACCCUACGGACUGCAAGGGGGGUCUCCAGGGGCGCCUGGACUGAACCUUCUGCACCGCAGGGAUGGUAGAACCAUUAACCUGGGAGGGAAGACAUCGGUUCCAAUACAGCCUGGGGACGUCUUCGUUCUUCGCACCCCGGGUGGGGGAGGUUAUGGCAAAUGUGAGGAGAGAGAGAAAGCCCAGACGCCUUCCAAAAAACACAGUCGUAGCUUUGCCGAGAGAGGAAGUGUGUUUGACUACCGAAUGGCUCAGGAGACCGUGUGACCUCAGACCUCGUGUCUGUGUCCUACACAUACGACACGGGCUGUCAGGGAAAAAAGGGACCCGCGAAGUAAGGGCACAAACAAUACCCGUCUCCGAUGUCCGACGUCAAAUCAUGUGGAAGCCAACUGAAACUGUAAAUCCUACAGCUCUACAAAGCAUUCCUCAACUCGGAUUGGCCCAUUGGGCAUACUGGGCAAAUGCCUGGUUGGCUAGGGGCCCAACAGCACCUCCUACAAUUUGUAGAGCGCAGUAGCACCCCUGUGAUUUAUUGGCUGCUGGCCUUAAAGACACAGGGCCAACAUUACUACUCCAGUUCUGUUGAGGACAUGGGUCACAUGCUAAUCAGCCCAACGUCUUUAUUUGAUUAUAAGACAACCCCCCCCCCAAAAUCUGAAUAUUAAUUUAGGAAAAAAAGAAAAA
Messenger RNA from Spea bombifrons (plains spadefoot toad), 4561 nucleotides. It is a transcript of the gene OPLAH, whose product is annotated as 5-oxoprolinase, ATP-hydrolysing. Gene Ontology annotation, molecular function: 5-oxoprolinase (ATP-hydrolyzing) activity. NCBI's taxonomy places the organism in Eukaryota, Metazoa, Chordata, Amphibia, Anura, Pelobatidae. Bases 260 to 4141 code for a protein of 1293 amino acids. The transcript has 27 exons. Gene Ontology annotation, biological process: glutathione metabolic process. The record is from RefSeq and is a predicted model, not a curated record. Gene Ontology annotation, cellular component: cytosol.